GUAUUUACAAUGUCAUUUCCGGUAUUGUGCAGUUGACCUUCGUGAAGAUUUGUAUUUUUGCCAUUGCCAUCGGUUCUUCCUGGACCAUGGCUGGGGCUGCACAAACAAAACAGGACAUGCCCCCAAAAGGGGGCUAUGGCCCUAUUGAUUAUAGUAGAAAAUUGUUUAAAAGAAUACCAGGGAAGUAUAUCUUGGGUGGAGUUUUUGGAGUCACAGCCUAUUCCUGGUGGUUGAUUUGUGAGACAAGGAGAUACAACAAAAUGCUAUAUUUAGAAAAUACAGAGGCAAACAUAGCUCUGGAACCACUUAUAAUGGCAGAAAACGACAGACUAACCCUGAAGUUGUUUCGCCAGAAUUGCGAACUUGAAGAAGAGCUGAUGCAGGAUGAUCCUGACUGGAAAACAGGCACCAUAUUUGGGGUCCCAAUGUUUUUUGAUACAAGAAAUCGGGGGAUUAUGCCAAUUGGAACGGAACUGUAUAAUCACACAAAUGCAAGAGCUCAUUAUUUGUUGGACAGACAAUAUCAUUGGAAAGCAAUGGAUACAAAUGUCGAGUGGUUCUCCAACAAAAACCCAACACCUGCUGAGCAAUAGAAAAGAUAAAGAUUUUUCAAAUGAUGUUAAAAUUUUAUUUCAUUGCAAGAAAUGAAGCAGAAUUUUCUAUUAAAGUUUGUCUAUAUCUCCAA
Saccostrea cuccullata (small rock oyster) is the source of this 685-nucleotide messenger RNA. Its product is annotated as NADH dehydrogenase [ubiquinone] 1 alpha subcomplex subunit 13-like. The coding region runs from base 87 to 593 and encodes 168 amino acids. Lineage: Eukaryota; Metazoa; Mollusca; Bivalvia; Ostreida; Ostreidae. The record is from RefSeq and is a predicted model, not a curated record. The transcript has 4 exons.